GAGGGUGUGGGUCUCAUCCACACUGUGCACAAGAAGGGCAUCUUCUAAGCCCUAGGUUUCCCUUUCCUCUUUCCUAGGGCUCAGAACCCUUCCACGCUUGCAUACCUGGCAGAGGAACAGCCGACAAAAGUCUGUGAGCCUGGGACUAACCACGGCCGCUGUCCUCAACAGGAGCCCCAGCAAGGAGACCAGAAGAGAUGAUGCUGGAUCUUCUGGGACCGUUUCCUCUCCUCCUGUUGCUGCUGGGAUCAUGGGGGCCAGGGCAUCCACUUGGUGCUUGGGCUCAACGCCCAACCAGGGCUCAAUGGUUUGCAAUUCAGCAUAUAAGUACAGGUUCCGUCCAAUGCAACAUAGCAAUGCGUCGUGUCAAUAAUUAUAAUCAGCGCUGUAAGCCUCAAAACACCUUUCUGCAUGACACCUUCCAGAACGUGGCUGCUACCUGUCUUUUGCCCAACAGGACGUGCAGGAAUGGCCAGAAUAACUGCCACCGGAGUGCAAAGAUUAUUGGCAUGACUUACUGCAGUCACACUGGAGGAUCAUAUCCCAACUGCCGCUACAGUACUACUCCCCAGAACCAGUUCUACACUGUUGCCUGUAACCCCCCUCAGCCGGGCGACCCUCCCUAUCAUCUAGUUCCUGUGCACUUAGAUUAAGACUGAGAUUUCCAGGGGCACUUGGGUAGCUCAGUCCUUAAGCGUCUGCCUCUGGCUCAGGUC
Lontra canadensis (Northern American river otter) is the source of this 716-nucleotide messenger RNA. Its product is annotated as ribonuclease K3-like. NCBI's taxonomy places the organism in Eukaryota, Metazoa, Chordata, Mammalia, Carnivora, Mustelidae. Gene Ontology annotation, biological process: defense response to Gram-negative bacterium; antimicrobial humoral immune response mediated by antimicrobial peptide; defense response to Gram-positive bacterium. The transcript is spliced from 2 exons. The record is from RefSeq and is a predicted model, not a curated record. Gene Ontology annotation, molecular function: RNA nuclease activity; nucleic acid binding. Bases 198 to 653 code for a protein of 151 amino acids.